UUCGCGAUGGAUAUUGACACGUUUCUUGAUGAGCAACAAAAACUUAUAAAUUCUUUUUCUUCAGAGUUUGAUGAAAAUGCCUUUAAAAACGUGACAUUAACAGUUGAAGAAAAACAAAUUAUACUGACAACCUUGGAACUCGAAAUGGAAACGCGCAUUUUAAAGCUUAAACAAAAAGCGGAAGAAUUGUCAGCAAAUCUUCUUUUACGUAGCCAACUCGAAAUCGCCAAACUUCCUAAAGAAAUCCGACAGUUACCUUUGACCGAGUUCAUAAAUAUCUAUCAUGCGGACCCUCGAGAAUAUUUCGAAAAACAGGUCGCCAAAAAAGUUAAGGAAUAUGACAAUCAACUUACGCCAAUUUUAGAAAGCAAGAAAAGAAAAUGGACUUUACAUAAUUUGAGAAAACAAGAUGACGACGAUAAUAUUCAUGGAGACCUGACGGAGGAAGAAGGGUUGCCCAAGAAACGAUCAACACGAGCCAUAAUUCGUCCUAAUUUGCAGGCUGAUAAUGAAA
Messenger RNA from Racocetra persica, 514 nucleotides. The record is from the annotation of a GenBank genome assembly. Lineage: Eukaryota; Fungi; Glomeromycota; Glomeromycetes; Diversisporales; Gigasporaceae.